AGGGGACGCGCUGAUUGGGCACAAUUGCGCAGACGGGCAGAGCAGCCGCGUCGGAUUGGUUCGCGUCCUUGUCGGUCUCCGGUGCCCGCACCGCACCUGCUUUGCUUUAACCCGCCCCUCGGGGUGACGUAGUAAACAACAUGGCGCCGCGGAGCGGUGAUGGGGUUUGAUUGUGUUGGAACUGUUGAUCAAUUAAAAGCUAGGUUUAAGUUCGUUGCUUUUGCUUUUUUAACCUCCGCUUACAGUUAUGUCGGUGAUACAAAACCUUGCUAAUAUGCUAGUCCAGGAAAGGUAAUGAUCCUUUCACAUUCCUUCGGAGGAUGAGACGCUGUAGCGAGUGAGUGUCGAAAGCCCGAUAUAUUAUUAGGAAACGCGCAGAAAGGAGACCGGGGGGUGAAAACCAACGAUGCGACCGCCUUUAUCGAUCUCACACGGUUAAUUUACCCCCCAAGUUUCUGCAUUGAGACAUAUUUGUGUACGCACGUAUUCAUAUGCGCGGAGAAGACGGGUGAACGUGACUGAUUUCCUCUCGAAAGCCGAAGGAUGGGGAGCCGUCGGGGAGCUGCGCUGUCGCUGGCGAUGGGGAUCCUCCAGCUGGCUGCGCUCCCGGCCGCUGGCGCUCCGCUUCCGGAUCCACCCGCAGGUCAGCUGGCCGCUGGCGAGCUGUCCCUCUCCCUGGCGGUCUCUGUGGUGGGCCUGCUGGUGCUGGUGUUCCUGUUACUGAACUGUACAUCCUGCUGCAAAGAACAGGAAAUCAUCUUCAAGGAGUUUGAGGACAACUUCGAGGACGAGAUCGACUUCACUCCCCCUGCUGAAGACACUCCUUCCAUCCAGUCUCCUGCGGAGGUCUACACCCUCGCUGUCCCUCCGCUGGCUCUGCCCGGACCCCCUCAUCUGCAGGCGUCCAGGACUGGAGAGGGAUCUACGGGUUCACAGGUGGCACGUCACAGUCUGAGCUACAUCCAGGAAGUCGGAAGUGGCUGGUUCGGAAAGGUCCUGCUGAGCGAGAUCUACACAGACCCAAGGCCGGACAGGGUGGUGGUCAAGGAGCUGAAGGCCAACGCCAACGCCAAGGAGCAGAACGACUUCCUGCAGCAUGGAGACCCAUAUCGGGUCCUGCAGCACCCCAAUAUCCUGCAGUGCUUGGGGCAGUGUGUGGAGUCCAUUCCUUUCCUGCUGGUCUUCGAGUACUGCGACCUGGGUGACCUGAAGGGCUACCUGAGCCAGCAAGAAUGGAUCUACGGGAGCUCGGAGCUGCUGCAGCUCCAGAAGAUGGCGUGUGAGAUUGCAGCUGGGCUGGCGCACCUUCACAAACACAACUUCCUCCACAGUGACCUGGCUCUGCGGAAUUGCUUUCUCACCACGGAUUUGACAGUCAAAGUAGGCGAUUAUGGAAUAGGUCCCUCCAGGUACAAGGAGGAUUACAUCAGCACCGAGGAGGAGCUGGCAGUGCCUCUGCGCUGGAUGGCCCCCGAGCUAGUGGCUGAGCUUCACGGAGGCGUGGUCACAGCGGACCAGACCAAGCCCGGCAACGUGUGGGCCCUGGGCGUGACACUGUGGGAGCUGUUCGAGAACGCCACACAGCCUUACCCCCACCUGUCUGACAGAGAGGUGCUAAUCCGUGUCAUAAAAGAGCAGCAGACCAAGCCCUUCAAGCCUCAGCUGGAGCUGCCUUAUUCUGACAGAUGGUAUGAGGUGUUGCAGUUCUGCUGGCUUCCUCCUGACAAGAGGGCCACAACCGAGGAAGUGCACCGGCUGCUCACCUACCUCCGCAUGCAGGGCCAGAAGGAGUCCGAGGACGACUUUGAGCAGCGGUGGAACGCACUCAAGCCCAACCCCUCCGCCCGCCCCACCACAGUCAGCCACUCGUCCUUCCCCAUCCUGGAGCAGUUUGUGGAUGACGGGCCGGGCCGCGAGCUGGACGAGGUUCUGACGGUGACGGAGACCAGCCGCGGCCUCAGCUUUGAGUACGUCUGGGAGGCGGCCAAGCACGACCACUACAACGACCGCGGCCCGUCCUGCGCCGACACCACCCUCAACUACCACAGCAUGUUCUUCCCCGUGCCGCCCUACGAGAAGCCCGCGGCUCUCCAGACCGGAGCCCAGAGAGGCGCCGACGGCGGGGCUCAGGCCCCUUCGGCUGGGGUCCCCGGCGUCCUUCCCGUCUUUGAUGCUCACAAAACGGCCACGGGGAGCGAAUACUACAUCCAGCUGGAGGAGCAGGGGGAGGGCAGCCUGGAGGUGGACGAGAACCAGGGUCCCCUGGGCUCACGAGAGGCCCCAGACCGAGAGCUGCCCCAGGACAGGCAGUCCCAGCAGUACGUGGUGCUCCGUGACAUCCGCUUGGACGAGUCUAGCACGGACGUCGACUUCUUUCACCGCAGCAUAGAUUCCAAGGAUUCAAAUUUACCCGAGAGUCAGGCAGGGUCCUCCAGCGAUCUGGAGAGCCCCUAUCACACAAACAUCUUCAGAGAGAGUGCUACCAAAUUGGAGGACUCUGGGUCAUGGAGCAGGAGUUUCCUGGAGCUGCCUGAGCUCAACGGGAACCGCUUCCAGAAAGGGGUGUCACUGGAAGUGGGUCCGGAGUCUGACCUCAAGACCACAGAGAAGAGCUUUGGGAGUUCUUUUUUAGGAGACGACCAGGAAGCAGUUUAUUUGGAGAGCACAAGGGAAAGCCCUGACUCAGUGCGAUUACUGAAUGUUGAGAAGCUGACGGACAACUUCUUGUUCCUCAAAGAGAACAACCUAAUGAAGGAUGGCGAGACUUCGUCAAGGGGCACCAAGGCUUUGAGUGUUGGUUUCUUAGACGCUGAGCUCAACGGCAUUCCAGAACCAAACUUCAGUGAGGUUUCUGCGGAUAGUUUAGAUAUCAAGUCUUCAGGCAAGGAUGAAAUAGCUGAGAAAGCUGACCUAAAAAGUCCCUCAACGUGUGAAGGGGAUUCUGUACCCUCCAAGAAGGAACUGUUGCACUUUCUUAGCCCAGGUGUGAAUGAUCCUCUGCAGCCUUUAGGAAAUAAAGAAACAUUGUUGCCUUCAAGUUCACUGAUUAUAGGAGAAAGCUGUAGUGACCAUCUACAGUGUAAAAGUAGCUCUUCCAAUGAAGAAUGUGUUGUACUUAAUUCCUCCGAAACAGAGACUGAAUUUAGUCUUGACUCUACCUCUAGGAGAGCUGAAGUCCCCACAAGUCCUUCCACUUACCACCAACCUACCCUGUUCCCUGAAAGUGCCACUAACAAUAUCUUGUGCAAUGUUGCCAAAACCCAUAGCCUGGAAGAAGAUUUAGGAGCUCCAGAAGAAGACGAGCCUCUUGCGGUGAUCGAAGAUCCUGCAAAUCAUGGCAGUCUUUCAGGUCCCUCUGCAUGUGACAGGAAAGCUGCUUUGGACAUUGGCCUUGCCAAUGAGGAUUCUGUAAGCAACACAGUCAAAGACAUUCAAGGUAAUGAACAGCAUGUACCCUCCAGCCUACAGCCUAUUAAUGACUCUGAGCAGAAGGAAGCCCUGAUCAACUUUGAGAGUAAUGAUAUCUCCGAUGACUUGUCAUCACAUACGACAUCUGCUCAUUGUCUGGACCAGAUAAGCCAAGAUAGCCUCCUUGAGGAUAGUAUGUCAACUACUAUGCUAACCAUCGAGCAUUCGGCAGAAACGCCAGACUCUUUAGAUUCACUGGAUAUGCAUGGGAUGGUAGGGCCAGCGGAAACGCUGAAUACUACUGCUCCUCAGAAGCUCCAGCCUCCUUAUAAAACCGCAGACAGUGGCUAUGAAACGGAGAAUCUGGAGUCUCCCGAGUGGAGUUCCCAGUCUGCUGUCAAAGAUUCUUCCCCAGAGGAAUACGUGCCAAGCAUCUCCGAGGAACCGGCCCCUGUGCUCCUCCCGCCCCCGGAGAUCAUCAUCUCGGAGGUGGAGACCAUGCUGGGUGUGGAGGAAGAGGCCACAGCCACCCAUCCGCAGGACGCCAGAGCUCCCGGUGUGGAAUUGUUCUCCAGUGCCAACCAAAACUCUUACCGUGACUCGGCGUACUUCUCCGAUAACGAUUCGGAGCCGGAUAAGAAGCUGGAAGAAGUCAGUGGCAGCAGCACCCAUGAGGUCUGCGAUUCCUCGGAUGCCGAUAUUGCCGUCAGUGCCAGGUGCACGCCGGGUCUGGACACUGCUGCCGCAGAGGCAGGGGAGCUCGCGAUGGCGUUGCUGGAGGGGCGGGCAGCUGAAGCAGCCGUGGACAGGCCUCAGGAAGAUCGAGCAGAGGAGCCCAGGCCUGUGGACAGAGUCGGGCAGAACAGCCUGCCAGAGCUGGUGCUCACCACUGAAGAGGACUGGGACAGGGAAGUGCCAGUGUCCAUUGACGGCAGCGAAGAACUGGAAGGGCCUGAUCUCGAGGUUCUUUCUGGUCCAGAGUCCGCGGCAGGCGUCGAUCCUGCCGGGUCCACAGACCCCCCCAGGGCUGCUGAGCCCCCUGAUUUUGCAGAGGCCUCUUUCCCAGCAUCACAGUUGCACUCUACAGGGGACACUAUGUUGCAUGAGAAGCUGUCACUGUCCCACCAGGGCGAGGGGCACAAGCUGAAGGAGCCCGACAUCGAAGGGAAGUACCUGGGCAAGCUGGACAGCCUGACCAUGGCAGGGGUGCUGGAGGACGGCAUGGAGGCGGACGAGGAAGAUGAGAACAGCGACGACUCGGACGACGACAUGCGCGCGUACCACCUGCACAGCACCAGCUCCGACAGCGAGGAGGACAUCGUGCACCCUGUGCCCAUCAUCAUCAGCAACAAUGACGCCUCGGCCAUGAACCUCAAGAGCCGGCUGAAGGGUUCCUCCCCCUGCGGGGCCCGGCCCCCGCCACCAGAGGGCGACUCUGAGCUCCGGCGGAAGGCUGUGUCCUUCUUUGAUGAUGUCACAGUUUACCUCUUUGACCAGGAGACCCCCACCAAGGAGCUGGGGGACCCCUCCUCCUCCCGUCCCGACAGCCGAGUGUCCGAGUUCAGCAGCCCCGUGUCCUCCUCCAGCUACCUGAACAGGUUCACCAACUCGGAGAGCUCCACCGACGAAGAGGGCGGCGGCUUCGAGUGGGACGAUGACUUCUCCUCCCCGGAGGCCUCCUUCAUGUCCGGCGCGGCCGGCCGCCUGAUCCUCGCCAAGACCUCUCCCGCGGCCUCGUCCCGCUACUUCUCCCCGCCGCCGCCCACCCGCGCGGCCGAGCCCAGCUGGGCGAGCCCCUCCGCCUACUCGCGCUUCUCCAUCUCGCCCGCCAGCCUCGCCGGCUUCUCCCUCACGCACCUCACCGACUCGGACAUCGAGCAAGGAGGAAGCAGCGAGGAUGGGGAGAAGGACUAAGCGAGGUCUUGUUCCACCUGCUUUCACUGGCAGAGCUGCACUGGGCACGGGCACUGCUGCAGGGCAGCUGAGACCUCUGAGGGGGCUGCUGUUCAGCUCCGGCUGGGCAGCCCCCGUCUCAGGGGCAGCGGAAGGGGGUUGAAGUCAACACCGAGCAGCAGGCAUGAGAAACGCCCAAACCCCACACCCCUCGCUCCCCGCAUUUAUUGAAGAACUGGACAGGCCAGGCGCAGGCCUGAGAGUUUUCACGGUGUGAUAAAAAAAAAUGACAGUUUAAAGUAUUAUUUUCUUAAAGAAGCUGUACAGGCAAGAAGAAAUCGUACUGUGUGCUGUUUGCUUUUAAGUCACUGCAGUUGCAUUUCAUUCUGGUUGUCUGAGUACGGGGCUGACUCGUUGUUUUAUGCAUUUUGUAAUGCACUGGAUUUCCCUGCAGGAUCUUCAGCACUGCACAGAGGACCGUCAGGCAUAGCUUUCCCCACUGUUGAGCAAUAAGGGGAAGCACAGCCCCCUGCAUGGGAGCCCUACACACUGCAGAAGGCAGCAGCUUUGUGUGGCGUCCAGAGAGAUGAGUUUCAAGGCGAUUUCUGUGCUGCUGACAAAAGAAGAAAGUCUUAGGUUUUGUGUGCUCGCUGCUGGUUUUGGAAACGGCUGGACAUGUGGGUCUCUUCAAGUCAAGAUCUGCUCAUAUUUUGGGUUUCGUUGUUUGCCGUGUUCUGGAGAAAGUGGCAAUAUGUCUCAUUUCAUGCACUGUCACAAACCCAUGAUAACCAUAGCAACCCUGACGAUAGCGAUAACGAUCUGGCGUUCGGGCCAGUGAUUGGUGCACUGCGGUUGAGGGCACUGUUAGCUGUUGCAGACAGAAUCUAAUUUCUGUUCAUGGGCUGGAGGUGCCUGUCAGGAUCUGUGUGCACAGGGCCUAGGUGGCUGCUGUAUACUGCUUCAGCAGCCAGGGUUUGUUUGUUUAAAACAUAACUUAUACUUCUUUACUCUUGUCUCUCUUCACUACAAAGCAGAUAAAGGCACAUGCCUGCUCCAGUGCAUGUAAAUUAAAGAUAGUCUGUGUCCUUAGACUAUAAAACAUUCCAAAACACUUUGCUGGAACUGCACUAAGAGCUGAAUUUACAGAUCGCCAGUUUAAACAUGUGCAAAAGCAAAGGAUCCACUUUGUUUCACCAUUGUUGUAUGUGCGAGGAGGUAUUUGCUGUAAGGCUGGUAAUCUUUGUUUCCUUUUUAAUGAAGGAGUUGUAUUAAAAGGAGGAAGGAAGCUAGCACUACGUUUUGUUUUCAGAAUUUUUUGGUUUGCUUCAGAAAAGAACGCAAAUCUUAGUUUGGAUUUGUUUGUGUGUGUGGGGGGGGGCGAGUACAGCUGAUAAUAAUUUUGAUCUUCAGAGUGCAAAAUCUUGAUCAUUUGUUUUAAAACAGAAAGCCACAGCUACCAAUGUGUGUUCUGCUGUUCAAACAUUAAAAAACCAAAUGAACAGACAGGCGGGGCAGUUCGUGUUUGUUGUUAUGCAGGCUGGCUGCUCUCCUUACUUGAGUUGUUUUAAUUACUGUUUGCCGUCUGUUAAAAGAGCUGAAGUUUCUUGAGGAAUACCAGAAUGUAGUAUAAAUAAGCUUGGUAUUACAAGAACAGAAGUGCAAUGAAAAACCUUGUUUUUACUAGUUUAUAGGAAUAACCAGUCUCAGUGCAAUGGUCUCUGUGUAUGUCAGGCCGACAUGCAGUAAUUCAUGGAGGAACAUGAGCUAUAACAUGAUACUCUCCCUGACCUCGUGCAUUAUUAUUCCUACAGCGGAGAUCUACAGAACUGUGGAGAAAAGGCUUGGUGUUUUUUUUUUAGUGAAACUGCAUCAUAAAGACUGUGAUCCCCUUGCGUUUGCAUGUAAUGCACUACAUUUCAGGUUUCAUAGACGCAUAAAAGGUUAUGAGCUUGGGUUCAGGUGACCACUGGAAAAUGGAAGAAUAAGACUUUUCCUUUUUUAGAUAUUCUCUUUGUCAGUGGAACGGUUAGCCCGUAGACUGAAUUUGCAAAACUCAGAAUUUAAGAAGUCAGUCAGAUUUUGACACUUCAAUCUAGUUAAAUUUGACAAAGUGCCAGAUGUCUGUCUGAUUCAUUGCGUGUUUGGAGUGCAGCAGCUGAGAAAUAUAACCCUAUUAGAAACAAAUCCAACUGGAACCCAGAAGCAUUACUGAGACCCACGAAAAUUGUGCUCUUUUCAGGCUUUGUAUAAAGUAGUAUACAAUAAUAAAAAAAAUAAAUUGAUAUAAAGAAUUCAAAAAGUUCUUCCAGACUUAACUGGUUAAAGAUGGAGAUGUCUUAGUUUAAGACAAUAGCUUUCAAGUGGUUAACAGGUGCAGGAAUCCCAAAGAUUAUUUUAUAAAUGGUGAACGCUUUUCCAAAUUUAAAUACCAGUUGUUUCGGAUAUGUUGUUAGUAGGUGCCCUUUUUAUUCAAGUACAGUAGUUACUGUAUUUAAAAAGGUUAAUAUUUGUAAUAUCAGGAGCCUGUGCUACAGAUAAACUUGAAAUUUUAUUUUAAAGAAUUCUGAUGUUUUAUUCUACAAACAUUUGCUUAAUCUUGCACAUUUGAGAAGUGUAACUUAAUGUUGAAUGGUACUGAUGUAUAUAAAUGUUAUAAUUUUGUCUGUAAAUGGGGAAUGAUGUAACCAAGUCCUAGGUAUGAGGUUUUCAUUUUGUAAUUUAAUAGCUACAUAAAGGCAGCAUAUCACGAUUUAAAAAAAAAAGCUAAAAUUAAAUUAAACAAACAGAAAAGAAAACUUCAGGUCAUCCUGUCCUUAAAAAGUGUACAUUUUUAAAAAUUGUAAUAUUUUUACUUCACGUUGAUGAUCAUGCAUAGUGUAAUUCAAUGAAAUGUUUAUAAUGAAAAACACUAUGUCUAUUUAAUAUGGAGAUUAAAUGAAAAUUGACUUGUAAAUUGA
Lepisosteus oculatus (spotted gar) is the source of this 8258-nucleotide messenger RNA. RefSeq names its product lemur tyrosine kinase 2 (gene lmtk2). Gene Ontology annotation, biological process: protein phosphorylation. Gene Ontology annotation, molecular function: ATP binding; protein kinase activity. Lineage: Eukaryota; Metazoa; Chordata; Actinopteri; Semionotiformes; Lepisosteidae. The record is from RefSeq and is a predicted model, not a curated record.